AGCAAGAGGUGGUAGUGCCAUUUAUUACAUUACAUGCACAUCAAACCGUACAUGAAGGUAAGGAAUUCAAUCUGUAUCAAUAAGUUUGAAAACAGAGACAUAUCCUCUAAGAAUAUCUGCAAUCUACAGUCCACCUAGUUCCUGGUCACCGUUGGAAUCGCAAUAGGCAGUAUCUCAGAUGGGUUCAUAUUUGGGCAGAUGUCUGGUAUGAUCGACAAACUGCACUCUAACCAUAGCUCCAUACCAAUAUCUGAUGAAUUUGUAUCAUGGAUAGCCUCCACAAUCAAUAUCACCUGCUUCGUGGGCUUCGCUGUGGUUGCUGUUAUUACAGAAAUGUGGGGGCGCAGAUAUUCCGUCACUGUGAUGUCGAUGCCUGCUCUUAUAUCGUGGAUAUUAACGUAUUUUGCACAAGAUAAAUAUGUGUUACUCCUCACAAGAGUACUGGCCGGUUUAUCUUACGGUGGAAUAUUAUUCUUAAGUUACACAAAUAUCGGUGAAUAUAUGACACCAAGCUUCCGGUUUCUAGCGUUUAAUAUGCUUGUUUGUGUUGGUUCAAUGACUGGAACAAUGAUGGGACACGUCUUAAGUGUUAUUAUGAAUUGGCGAAAUGUUGCUUUAAUAGGAAUUUUACCAACAAUGUUGUCAGCUGCUAUUCCUUUAUUUUGGGUGGAAAGCCCCAUGUGGCUAGCAUCGAAAGGCAGAUUUGAGGAAAGCGAAAAAGCAUUUAGAGCCCUUCAUCCCUCUAAUGAGAAUUCUGACAAAGAAUUAAAAAAUUUAAUUGCAAUGGAAACAGAUAAGCAAUUAAAAUACUCCAGGGGUGGUAUUUCAUCGACAUCAUAUUUUAAGAAAAUAUUCAUAACAAUACGACAACGCUAUUUUUGGAAGUUAUACUCUUUGUCUAUUGUAGUCAAUGUGUACCGUGUAGCUGCUGGCCGGGUUUUGUUCAGUACAUUGGCAAUAACGAUGCUCCAGGAUAUUAGUGGAACAUCAGACAUAUUAACAUUUACACUAUUAACAAACGGCUUCUCAAUUUUCGGUGCAACCAUUUCUUUUAUCUUCAUGAGAAAGUACAAAAUGCGUCAGCUUUUAUUUCCAACGGGAAUUUUGGCAAAUUUACUAUUGGUAUCUCUUGGGCUGUUGCUUCUUAUUAGGCCUGAAAAAGAUGUCAUAACAAAUUGGGCCAAAAUAUUGCUGUUGGCAUUAUAUUUAGUUACAGUAGCUGCCGGUCCAUAUCCUGUUUUAGAAGCAUUGCUUACUGAAAUAAAUCCAUUAGAAGUUAAAUCAUUUUGUCUGAUCACGUUAGGCAUACUUAUAGGUGUGAUACAAUUUUUGGCGGUAAAGCUUGCACCUGGUAUGUUUAUUAGUAUAGGAUACCAUGGUGUUUUCUUUUUAAAUGCGGCUAUUGUAUUCAUAUGUCUUUUGUAUCUUUGGUUUUACAUGCCAGAAACAAAAGGCAGAUCAUUACAAGAAAUAGAAGUUUAUUUCAAAAAUAAUAAAUAUGAUGACAAUGCGUUUAAAUUUGAACAAAGUAAAGAGUUAUUAGAAUUAAAAAAAGAUGUUGCAUAACUUGUGACAUUGAAAGCAAUUUACUGCCACAUAAAAACAAAAAAUUAAACCAAAAGUCAUUAAUAAGUAGUAGAUAGUGAUGUUUUUAUUGCUUAAACUCACAAUCGCGUUAUUUAAAAUACGAAAAAUAACAUCUUGCCGUACGUACGUACGUACAUUAUUCUUACUUAAUUACGCAUUUUUCAGUUGUUAGUUUAUACCGUUAGGGCCGUUGUCCUGUCACGAGGAUUUCCAACCGCGUGCGAAGCUAGUCCGCAUGAUAACACUUUACACUCAUGACAGGAAAAAAGCCCGUAGUCAUAAUCGACACAACUGAUCAAUAAUAGGCUAAUAAUAAAUAAGAUGGCUCUCGAUAUAGAGAUAAGAAACAUGUUCGAAGUAAAUCUAUCGAAAAGCAUUAUAUUACAAAUAUUGCUUAGUAGAUAAAAUUAAUUGUAAUAAAACCAUGUGUUGCCUUUAGUAAGGCAGUACGCGGAUCUCUACUAUUAAUUGGUUAAAA
Leptidea sinapis is the source of this 2065-nucleotide messenger RNA. Its product is annotated as facilitated trehalose transporter Tret1-like. Bases 199 to 1566 code for a protein of 455 amino acids. The record is from RefSeq and is a predicted model, not a curated record. NCBI's taxonomy places the organism in Eukaryota, Metazoa, Arthropoda, Insecta, Lepidoptera, Pieridae. Gene Ontology annotation, molecular function: transmembrane transporter activity. Gene Ontology annotation, biological process: transmembrane transport. The transcript has 3 exons. Gene Ontology annotation, cellular component: membrane.